Lactuca virosa is the source of this 477-nucleotide messenger RNA. The record is from the annotation of a GenBank genome assembly. NCBI's taxonomy places the organism in Eukaryota, Viridiplantae, Streptophyta, Magnoliopsida, Asterales, Asteraceae.
AUGAAGUUCAAUUUAUGGCCAAGUGCAAUUUAUCCAGUUGAGGUUGAUAUAGAUAUUGAAGAGGUGAAGAAAAGAUUAUUCCUGAAGAAAUCAAUUAAAGUUGUAUCUGUGUGGUCAAGGUUCAAGAUUGCUUCGAUUAGCAAAAUUGACAUACGGAAAUUUAGAAAGAUGCCAUAUGCAUUAUUUCAAGGAAGAAGGACAGACAACUCUGAAUUCAUGUUUUCUGAAGCUGAUUUCCCUAAAAUAAACCAAGCUGAUAUCAGAUCACUGAUCAUUUGGUUGAAACAAAGGGUGAGUACAGAUAAAGCUCAUGGAGAUGUUCUACAAUGCCCAAAGCAAUAUGUGCUCGACAUGGUUAUUGAUUUCAGUGUUGACUGGGAGAUUGGACAGCUAGGAGAAAAAGAAGUUGAGGAACCAAAUUUGGAUCUAAAUAUGGAAAUUGAGUCACCUGGGAAUAUUCUAAAGAAACCACACUGA